This is a messenger RNA of Penicillium canescens, 183 nucleotides long. RefSeq lists its product as uncharacterized. Bases 1 to 183 code for a protein of 60 amino acids. Lineage: Eukaryota; Fungi; Ascomycota; Eurotiomycetes; Eurotiales; Aspergillaceae. The transcript is spliced from 2 exons. The record is from RefSeq and is a predicted model, not a curated record.
AUGCUUGUUGUAUCUGGCACAAGGAUUGUUUGGGUUGAUUUUGAUGUUGCGACAACAUUCAGCAGCAUGGGCCCUUGCGAGAAGGCAUAUUGCGAUUAUGAAACCGAACUCGUCGAGAGUUUUGGAAAGCUUCUGAACGACGACAAGAGACAGGGUCUUCCACCCAAUACAAAGUAUUACUAA